AUGAUUUUUAAUGAAACUAUAAAUUAUUUUACUAAUUGGUGGUAUAUUCCAGUGGUGAGUUAUGGGAAGACAGAGUUAGCCUAAGUUCUCUGAUUUCAGGAAGAAGUAUUUGUAUACAGUUGUCAUCUUGUCAUCUGCACUCUCGUCUAUUUCUUAUCAAUUGUCACACUUGGAACUCUAACCCUAAGAAAUCUUCGAGCCCGCUUCACAAAUCAUCAAGAAGAUCAGCGAACCAAAGAUAUGAUGAGACGAAUGACGAUCAUAGUUGCCAUAAAUUCAGUAGUCUAUCUGAUGCUCAUAGUCUGGGAGUUCACGAUAGGUUUGCUCUUUCCUGAUAUGAAUAGUGACGAGCAAUCAAAUAUGCUGAUGUGCGUUUCAGACAUGGUGAGUUGAAGCUGGGAGAAAUAUCUAUAAUUUUGUAUUUUCCAGCUAAGUUUCAGUAUGCCGUAUACAUUAUUGAUUUGUGAUAGAAAUGUUCGAGAUGUGAUUUUUGGCCAGAAUCUGUUCAGUUUCCAACUUCGUUCUAAUGGAAGCUCAGUUGGACCUAGAGUAUAA
Molecule: messenger RNA, 555 nt
Organism: Caenorhabditis angaria
Lineage: Eukaryota; Metazoa; Nematoda; Chromadorea; Rhabditida; Rhabditidae
Source: the annotation of a GenBank genome assembly